Fusarium odoratissimum NRRL 54006 is the source of this 609-nucleotide messenger RNA. RefSeq lists its product as uncharacterized. Bases 1 to 609 code for a protein of 202 amino acids. NCBI's taxonomy places the organism in Eukaryota, Fungi, Ascomycota, Sordariomycetes, Hypocreales, Nectriaceae. The transcript has 4 exons. The record is from RefSeq and is a predicted model, not a curated record.
AUGGAGCUGUCCGGGAUCAAAGGUAUUGCUGCAGUUCAGAGUGAUGGAACACUCACCUCCUGGGCGGGCGAGUCACCUGGACUUCCACGAUGGCGAUUAAAAGGAGCCCAAGGAGUUUCUGUAGUAAAAGCUGAAUUCGAUGCUCUCAAGCUUGUCUCCCUUAGUCGUGACAAAAUACCCAACCAGGAGGACUGGCUGAACAACUGUCCAUGGUAUCCUGAAGUGCCUAGAGACGGAUUACUAUUCAGCGGAAGCACAGGUGAUAAGCCCCCACCCAAAUACAAUCUUCCAGUAACCACCGACUUUUUUGACCAAUCAGAUGACCGAUAUCUGUCGCAUCUGUCGGAGAUUGUCAUAUGGGUCUUUGACAUCUGCCAUGUGGCGGGAAUCAAGUUCCGCUUUACAUCUCCGACUCUCACGACAGCACUGUAUCUUUCCCUAUUGACGGCCCGUCUGGUUCAAACUAACCUAGACCGAAAUAUUCAAACGCCUGACUACCCUUACGGAACAGAUAAAGGCUGGAGUACAGUUCACGGAAAGGGAUCUCAAAUCAUUGGCAUGUUUGCUUCUCUUUCCCGGCCCUUCUGGGAUCUUGGUCUCAUAAGAUAG